CAGCCACUUCCGGCAGGCGCUGCGCUGCUAGGGGGUGCAAGUGAGGAUGGCGGCAGAGAGCGAGGCCAGCCAGGAGAGCGCUCUGGGCGCCUACUCGCCAGUAGACUACAUGAGCAUCACCAGCUUCCCGCGGCUGCCGGAGGAUGAGCCGGCGCCUGCCGCUCCGCUGAGGGGACGCAAGGACGAGGAUGCCUUCCUGGGAGACCCCGAUACUGACCCGGAUUCCUUCCUGAAGUCGGCGCGACUGCAACGGCUGCCAUCGUCGUCGUCGGAGAUGGGCAGCCAGGACGGGUCACCGCUAAGAGAGACUCGCAAGGACCCAUUUUCCGCGGCAGCGGCCGAGUGCUCUUGCCGCCAAGAUGGGCUUACGGUCAUCGUCACUGCCUGCCUCACCUUCGCUACCGGCGUCACUGUGGCGCUGGUCAUGCAAAUCUACUUCGGGGACCCCCAGAUCUUCCAGCAGGGUGCUGUGGUGACUGAUGCUGCUCAAUGCACAUCACUGGGCAUGGAGGUGCUCAGUAAACAGGGAUCUUCCGUGGAUGCAGCUGUAGCAGCAGCCUUGUGUUUAGGGAUCGUGGCUCCACACAGUUCUGGCUUAGGCGGUGGGGGCGUAAUGCUGGUACAUGACAUCCGUCGAAACGAAAGCCAACUAAUUGAUUUCCGGGAGUCUGCACCAGGGGCCCUCAGGGAAGAGGCCCUGCAGAGGUCCUGGGAAACCAAGCCUGGGCUCUUGGUGGGGGUCCCCGGAAUGGUGAAGGGGCUACAUGAAGCUCAUCAGCUCUAUGGCAGGCUGCCAUGGUCCCAAGUCCUGGCCUUCGCUGCAGCUGUGGCCCAAGAUGGUUUCAACGUGACCCAUGAUCUAGCCCGGGCCUUGGCUGAGCAGCUGCCUCCCAAUGCAUCUGAGCGCUUCCUGGAGACAUUCCUGCCCUUGGGCCACCCACCACUGCCUGGCUCCCUGAUGCGUCGUCCUGACCUGGCAGAGGUGCUGGAUGCACUUGGCACUUCUGGCCCUGCUGCCUUCUACAACGGUGGCAACCUCACACUGGAGAUGGUGGCUGAGGCUCAGCAUGCAGGGGGCGUCAUAACUGAAGAGGACUUCAGCAACUACAGUGCCCUUGUGGAGAAGCCUGUGUGUGGGGUGUACAGAGGCCACCUGGUUCUGAGUCCUCCACCCCCACACACAGGCCCUGCCAUCAUCAGUGCUCUGAACAUCCUUGAGGGCUUCAAUCUCACCAGCCUGGUAUCUCGGGAACAGGCUCUUCACUGGGUGGCAGAGACCUUGAAGAUUGCAUUAGCCCUGGCCAGCAGACUGGGAGAUCCCAUCUAUGAUUCUACCAUCACUGAGAGCAUGGAUGACAUGCUCAGCAAGGUGGAGGCUGCCUACUUCCGGGGCCACAUCAAUGAUUCUCAGGCAGCCCCUGCCCCUCUCCUGCCUGUCUAUGAGCUUGAUGGGGCUCCCACCGCUGCCCAGGUGCUGAUUAUGGGCCCUGAUGACUUCAUCGUGGCAAUGGUCAGUUCCCUGAACCGGCCCUUUGGCAGUGGCCUCAUCACCCCCUCGGGGAUCCUGCUCAACAGUCAGAUGCUGGACUUCUCCUGGCCCAACAGAACUGCUAACCAUUCUGCACCCAACCUGGAGAACUCAGUGCAGCCAGGGAAGCGGCCACUCUCUUUCCUGCUGCCCACUGUGGUCCGACCGGCAGAGGGGCUCUGUGGGACCUACCUUGCCCUGGGGGCCAACGGAGCUGCCCGGGGCCUCAGUGGUCUGACCCAGGUACUGCUGAAUGUCCUGACCUUGAACCGGAACCUGAGUGAGAGCCUGGCCCGAGGCCGCCUUCACCCAGACCUGCAGUCCAACCUCCUGCAGGUGGACAGUGAGUUCACAGAGGAAGAGAUAGAAUUCCUGGAAGCCAGGGGUCACCACGUGGAGAAGGUAGAUGUCUUAUCCUGGGUCCAUGGCAGUCGGAGAACCAACAACUUCAUCAUCGGUGUGAAGGACCCGCGGAGCCCAGAUGCAGCUGGAGCCACCAUCCUGUAGAGCAGCGGGGUGGGGCGGGGUCUCUGCUCCCCACCUUUGCAUGUUCCCAGAGUCCUUCCUUCUCCCAAGUUUGGUCUCAGGGGGACCCCAGAUUAGGGGCCAGAGGGAAUGCUUAGCAAACCCUAUCCCAGAGUAAUUGAAAAAUUCUCCAUCAUGAGGCCUGUGGUGGUGGUGGUAGUUAAUGUCAGUGUCCACGACUAGGCAGGGGACCUUGAGGGGUCUUUCUCCUCUCUUCUUUUAGCCAUGCUGGCUCUGAGCUUAGGGAUAUGCUUGCAAACCCUUCUCAAGGGUGUUAUAACCCUAACAUCUACAGACUAUCCUGACCUGGGCCUUGUCUUCCAGCUCCUUUAUCCUGUUCCCAGCCUCAUUUCUUAAAUGAUUAGGAUUUUUUUAAAUGGACCAUCGUGGGAAGAAAGUAAUCCUCUCCUCCUACCAGGUUGAGGUGGGGACCUUGCAUCUGGGGGUCCCCGGGGUGUGGGGUAGGGGUGGGGGUGGGGACCAGCUCAGGGGCUUCCAUUUGCAAAGGGAAAUUAAAGAAAGAAUAUUGCUUA
Molecule: messenger RNA, 2586 nt
Organism: Ictidomys tridecemlineatus (thirteen-lined ground squirrel)
Lineage: Eukaryota; Metazoa; Chordata; Mammalia; Rodentia; Sciuridae
Gene: Ggt7
Product: gamma-glutamyltransferase 7
Biological process (GO): glutathione catabolic process
Cellular component (GO): plasma membrane
Molecular function (GO): glutathione gamma-glutamate hydrolase
Source: RefSeq, a predicted model, not a curated record